Schistosoma margrebowiei is the source of this 1061-nucleotide messenger RNA. The record is from the annotation of a GenBank genome assembly. NCBI's taxonomy places the organism in Eukaryota, Metazoa, Platyhelminthes, Trematoda, Strigeidida, Schistosomatidae.
GUUGGUUAACACGUUUCUGGAAAGAUUACAAACUGAACAACAUAUUGGUAAUGUCUGCAAUUUUAACUUUGAACGAUGAAGGUUGAAACAGUAAGGGCAACGUUAAUCAUCACAGUAUUUUAUAUAUUUUCUACUGAUGACAGCCAACGUUUACGAAAUCUAAAUUUUAACCACACAACUCCAGUAUUAUAUAUUAUCAUCUGGGUAUUUAGCUCAUGUUUUGAUCAACUUACUGAUGAAAUGACGAGUUUUAUGACAGGUCAUUUAAAGAAAUCUAUGCAUUUAUUAAAUCCAAACUUAAACAUGCCAAAUGGAUAUGCUACAAAAAUGAAUGACAAACCAUUAACAAAUUCGAAUAGUCAGACAAUGGCACAAAAAGAAAUCGAUUGCAUAAAACAAUUCGAAAGACAACUUCCACCAGAAUAUCCAUGCAUUACAAUAUAUUUUUCUGAUAUGGAAUGUGAUCUAGAAAGAAAAUGUAUAUUGUAUAUUGUAAGAAGAUGGGAUCGAGAUGAUCCAUUUGUUAGUAUGUCACCAUUUUUGAAUGAAUUAGAAAGAGAUUAUGGUAGAGGAUGGAAAUUUGAACGAGUUACUAAUCCAAUUAAAGUUGGCCGUAUAAGUACUUCAUCAAAACCGAAAUCAACCUUUUGUUUUCGCUAUGAACCAGAUUGUUAUAUAUAUAAGUUUUAUAGCGAUUAAAAAAUUGAACGACAAGGGUUAAUUUGAAACAAUACAAAUUGAUAUCAAACUUCAAUACUUGUUGUUUUUCUACAUGUAACGUAUGAAGUCUUAUAACAGUGCGUUCUUUGUUUUAGUGUUAUUGUAGAAACGAUGUAGUGUGAAUUAAUAAAUGAAGAGUUCGUUAGAUUCAUUUAUCACAUUAUUCGCUUCCGAUAAAUAAUUUUACUCAUAAAGGAUAAAUCACUAUGAAAAUGUUGUCGAACGCUUGUAUUUAUAGCGAAAUGAUAUUUAUUCAGUAUAAGGUAGCAACCAGUCUCUCAAUUCUGACGGAAACAGGUGUAAGUAGCAAAGAAAAUUCUUUUUCUCCAAUGUCUAACAGC